This is a messenger RNA of Cuscuta epithymum, 1571 nucleotides long. Lineage: Eukaryota; Viridiplantae; Streptophyta; Magnoliopsida; Solanales; Convolvulaceae. The record is from the annotation of a GenBank genome assembly.
GCAAAAUGUGACGAACCAUUUUAUUUUCGUGAUGAAUAACGACGCAUGCAGAAACUUUCAACCUAUGGACGCCACUUGAUUCUUCAUGCCAAAUACAUGCUAAUUGUACCUUACCUCAUCUAUGGAGUACCAAUUCUAUCAAUUCCAAUCGGCGAACCCAAACUAAUUUGUUUUAAGGAUUUAGGGUACGUAUUUUGACAAAUUGAUUUAGUACCUAUAUAUAUAUUCCUCGUUAUAUUAGGUAGUACUAUUUUUCAUUUCUGUCGAUUGAGACAUGGAAUCGAUUGGCUCCAAGUACCAAUCCAAUUUAUUAAUCCCGCAACUAUGUAGUUUAAUCUAAAAGCAUAUCGGUUUUAUUGAACUCUUUUUUUAUCAACCACUAAGAAAGUAAUCGUGUCACAUUGGACGGACGGGUAGGCCUCGUGCCUACCGUUUGGUGCGGCGAUUAUCGAUCGUCCGCGGUUUUCUUCUCUUCGCUCGACGAUCGAGUCUCGAACAAACAGCAGUUUCGGCGCUCGAGCCUUGAGUUCGUGAUCUGGGCGAACGAAAUGGAGCAGAAUGACACCAAUGGAGGGGAAGCACUGGCCAACGCCUAUGAAAUGUUGGAUCUGGAGGAAGAGGACGAUGUCCUCGUGGUCGCACUAAUGGCUCUGCCCUCAGCGAAACACAAUCUGACCAUGGUGGGGACCAUUACAUCGGAAAUAAUAAUAGGGCAUGCAAAAAGUCAUUGCCUGCGUAAGCGGCGGGGCUACGAAGUCACUGGUGAAAAACCUUUUGGUCCUUGGCUUAGAGCUACAAAAGGGCCAAAGCAAUGGAAAGAGAAUAAAUGGCUAGUUCCAGCGGAGAAAGGAAUAUGUUCUGAUAGCAAGGCUACCAGUGGAAAUAGAGAGGACAACAUGCAACCAAGUACUGGGGAGGGGGGCUCUCACCACACGACUACACGAGAGGGGAUACAUUGAGCAGAAACAAAGGCGUGUGGAGGAUCCAACAGAGGACUAGACCGCCAUGCACAACAGCGAGAGACACUGGUCCGAAGCUUUGGGAGUUAAAUAAGGCCGAGGGCCAUGAAGACUUUAUUUAUUUUUGCUAUUUUCUCUUUUAUGGUACUCAUGGUUCUUUUCUUAUUGUUUGGAACUCUAGGGGUAGGUUGUGGUUCACCUUUUCUUUUUUGCUUUGGGAUGUUAUUGUUGGUGGAAGCGAUAAAGCUUGUUUGACCGUUAAAAGCUUCAAAACUCUCAAAUGGUUCACGAAUAGUCUCGCACUCUCGCUCUUUAUGGGGUGGUCUAUUCUAAGCCUAGCCAGAGAGUGGGGGGACCUUUGGGCUUUGCGGGGCCUCAAGAGGAGGUUUGGCGUUAUAAGGGUGAUAAUACUUUUAGAGGUUUGAGUGAGGAGGUUGGGCAUUGUAAGGGUGGAAGUACAUUGAGAUCUUUGAUUAAUUCUACCUCCGUCCCAAAAAGAUUGGCCAAUUUGACUUUUCUUGGUCAAUGAUGUUAAAUUUUAGACAAUGAUUUUAUGUAUUAUACUAACUCUUGUUGUGCACUCUUCUUUUAGGUAAUUAUCAUGAAUUAUAA